Molecule: messenger RNA, 1358 nt
Organism: Chilo suppressalis (striped riceborer)
Lineage: Eukaryota; Metazoa; Arthropoda; Insecta; Lepidoptera; Crambidae
Source: the annotation of a GenBank genome assembly
GAGCCAAGUUCGUUUCAGAUCUUGUAGUUGGAGUACAAUUUUAAUUUAUUUCGGGGCUUGUAUUUAUUUAUUUCAAAAUGUUAAUAGAAAACGUUUUGGAUGGAUUUUGUGAUGAAAUUUAUCAUUUCUUAAUUGGUAAAUCUAAAUUACAUAAAGGAUUACUAGUGAAGAAACAUUCGGAAAAUUUGCAACAGCAUGGUGAUUUUAGUUUCCCCAAUACAAUAAAAUCAUGGCAUCAAUAUCUAGAACGGAGUGGCUGCAGCCAGGAUUCUGCUACAACUCUUUUGAAAUACUUACAAAAAGAAAAUGCUGAUCUUGUUAAUGAGUCAAAAUUAUGGCAUCUUGAAUUGAUAAAAGUGAAACUAGAGAAAGACCGUGUUCAUUUAUUUCUUAAUCGUCCGAAGUCGAUAUACAUCGGAUUGAGAGAGGCAAUAAACAUUAAUAGAAUCAUAGCUCCGCUUAUUAAACACAACAGUAGUUGUAUAUAUUGUGAUAUUAACAGUGAAGAUAGUGAUUGCUUGACAAUGUUGCGUUUAAAAUAUUUAGCUGUGACUAUUGAAAAGUUGUAUUCCAUAUUCAAUAGAGAACGAGAGUGCUGGCCUAAUAUAUUCAUAACAACAAAAUCUUCACAAAAGAAAGAAUCUACACAUUCAAUCUUAUGUGGGGCUGUGCUCAACACUGCAACUGGAGGUAAAGAAACAAACAUUAAGGCUGAUGAUUAUAUUAGGAUGCGUCAAAAUGAGAUGAUUCUUAUUGCUCAACACAAAUAUGGAGUCAGAGUAUCCAUGGAGGAGAAAUGGAAAGAGUUUAUUGACCACCUCGGAGAAUCUGCUGUAGUGUUUGAGUUGCUACAAACAAAACCUGGUAGUGCUGUCAAAAUUAAUUUUGAAUGUUCUUCAGCUGGUUCUAGCAAAGGAGCUGCCUUUGUAUUAUACAAUUGUGCAAGAUUAGAAGCCUUAAUUAGGUCAUAUAAUGAAAAAGUAGUUGAAGGCAUCUACCCUACUUUACCUGAUAUUGAAAAUACAGAUUUAAGUCUGCUAACAAAUGAGGAUGAAUGGUGCCUAGUGUUCAAUUAUAUAAUGGGAUUCCCAUCAAUGCUGGAGAAUUGUGUGGAAGUUAACGAGAAAACAUGCGAGUUCAGGCCACAUCUCUUAUGCAGUUUCCUGUGUUCUAUGGUUCGGGUAUUCAGCCAGUACUAUAGAAAAGUUCGUGUACUUACAGAGCCAAGAAAGCAUCUCUUGCCAGUGUUGUUUGCCCGUCUACACAUGUUGACAAUACUUAAUGAUACACUCAAAACUUGUCUAAAUAUUUUGAAUAUUAAAAGUGUUUCACAAAUGUAAAUAAAGUUUCAUUAAGAC